CGAGUCAGUUCUAUGCUUCAGGCUGAUGAUCAGAAAGUUUUAGCAAAAUAUGCCAAGUCGUUACAAAAACAACAGGUUCCACAGCGGAAAACGAUACAGAAACAAGUUGAAAUGUUUGCACAUUUAUAUCAGUAUGCUCCUGAUACUUUAACCCAUAAUAUUAGCUUUUCAACAUCUGUUAUACAUCCUGCAAUCAUUAAAUUGGGUUUACAAUACGCCGAAGGAAUUAUUUGUGGCUCUAACGCACGCUGUGUAGCAUUAUUAGCUGCCUUGAAGAAGGUUAUACAUGACUAUCAGGUUCCAUCGCAAAAGGUUUUAUCACGCGAUCUUGAGCAAAAGUUAAAACCUUGUAUUACGUUUUUGCAACAAUGUAGACCCUUGUCAGUAAGUAUGGGAUCUGCAAUUAAACACAUCAAGUUGCAAAUAAGUGAGAUAUCUCCAGAUGUAUCAGAAAAAGAGGCAAAGGACAGGCUCUGUAACAGUAUUGAUAGAUUUUAUAAUGAGAGGAUCAAAUAUGCUGACGAAUCGAUUUCAAAGACUUAUGCCUCGACUAAGAUUAAUGACAAUGAAGUCAUUUUGGUUUAUUCAUUCUCGUCAUUGGUACUAAAGAUAUUAACCGAUGCGCAUGAAAAGAAGAAAAAAUUUCGCGUGAUAGUUGUUGACAGUCGCCCAAAGCUUGAAGGUCGUGAACUUGUUAACCGCUUAGUUAAGAUUGGCAUUCGUUGUUCCUAUGUAUUGAUCAAUGCAGUUUCUUACGUAAUGAAAGAGGUUACGAUGAUUUUACUGGGCGCUCAUGCAUUGCUAGCUAAUGGAUAUGUAAUGUCCCGAGUCGGAACUGCUCUAGUUGCUUCAGUAGCCCAUUCGUAUAAUGUCCCUGUUCUCGUGUGCUGUGAAACGUACAAAUUUCAUGAACGUGUACAGACUGAUGCAUUCGUUUUUAACGAGCUAGGUGAUCCCGAUGUUAUGAUCGAUCUUGGGAACAGAAAAGAAGGCAGAGUAUUGGAUGAAUGGCGAAGUAUUGAUUCUCUUCGUAUCCUAAAUCUAUUAUACGAUGUUACACCUCCCGAUUUCAUUACUAUGGUCAUAACGGAAGUUGGCAUGGUACCUUGUACAUCCGUACCGGUUCUUCUGCGCGUAAAGCAUUAUAAUUAA
Molecule: messenger RNA, 1152 nt
Organism: Trichoplax adhaerens
Lineage: Eukaryota; Metazoa; Placozoa; Uniplacotomia; Trichoplacea; Trichoplacidae
Exons: 10
Source: RefSeq, a predicted model, not a curated record